Molecule: messenger RNA, 2909 nt
Organism: Felis catus (domestic cat)
Lineage: Eukaryota; Metazoa; Chordata; Mammalia; Carnivora; Felidae
Gene: CD36
Product: CD36 molecule
Exons: 15
Coding region: 552-1970 (472 amino acids)
Biological process (GO): lipoprotein transport; long-chain fatty acid import into cell; lipid storage
Cellular component (GO): cytoplasm; cell surface; caveola
Molecular function (GO): scavenger receptor activity; low-density lipoprotein particle binding; low-density lipoprotein particle receptor activity
Source: RefSeq, a predicted model, not a curated record
UUUUGUUUCUCUGGCCUCUGACUUACUUGGAUGGGAGAAUGGCCAAAAAAAAAAGUCUGCUGAGUAUCUCAGAUAUAGGGAAUGGGUCCUCACCAGACCAUAAAAAUAGACCAGUAAAAGCCAUAACAGUAGUGUGAUAUGUGUGUGUGUUUUUUUUUUUUUUUCUUUCCUAAUUCCUCUGGCAACAAACCACAUACUGGGAUGGGUUUUUUUUUUUUUUUUUUUUUUUAAGCAUAUUUAAACUCACACUCUUUAUGUAAUGAGGAUUUCAGUGUAGGGUUUUUCUGCAGAAUACCAUUUGGUCCUACUAAGAACCGUCUGUUCAAAUGUUUGAGCAUUUGAUUGAAAAAUCCUUCUUAGCCUUUUUAAAGAUAGCUUACAAAUGAUUAGAAGAAUUAAUUCUUUCUGAGACUCCUCAGAUGAUUUCCUAUAAAAUUUGUAUCUUGCUGUAUACUUGUGAAUAAGGACCAGACCUCUGGAAACCACCUAAUCAGACCUGGGAGUUUGAAAGAAGCAGGUGCUGAACCUUAAUUUCUCCCCCGAUUAAGAAAAUGGGCUGUGACCGAAACUGUGGGCUCAUUGCUGGUGCUGUCAUUGGUGCAGUCCUGGCCGUGUUUGGAGGCAUUCUAAUGCCAGUCGGAGACAUGCUUAUUGAGAGGACAAUCAAAAAGGAGGUUGUACUCGAGGAAGGUACCAUUGCUUAUCAAAAUUGGGUUAAAACAGGCACAGAAGUUUACAGACAGUUUUGGAUCUAUGAUGUGCAAAACCCACAGGAAGUGGUAGCUAAUAGCAGCAAAAUUAAAGUUAAACAAAGAGGUCCUUACACGUACAGAGUUCGUUAUCUAGCCAAAAAAAAUAUAACCCACGAUCCUGAGAACCACACAGUCUCUUUUCUUCAGCCCAAUGCGGCCAUCUUCGAGCCUUCACUAUCAGCUGGAACAGAGAAUGACACUUGGACUGUUCUCAAUCUGGCUGUAGCAGCUGCACCCCAUCUCUACCCAAAUGCAUUUGUUCAAGUGGUACUCAAUUCACUUAUCAAAAAGUCAAAAUCUUCCAUGUUUCAAAAAAGAACUGUGAAAGAGCUCUUGUGGGGCUAUAAAGAUCCGUUCUUGAGUUUGGUUCCAUAUCCUAUUUCCACGACAGUUGGUGUGUUUUUUCCUUACAACAACACUGCAGAUGGAGUUUAUACAGUUUUCAGUGGGAAAGACAACAUCAGCCAAGUUGCCAUAAUUGACACUUACAAAGGUAAAAAGAAUCUCUCCUAUUGGCCAAGUUAUUGUGACAUGAUUAAUGGUACAGACGCAGCCUCAUUUCCACCUUUUGUUGAGAAGACGCGAGUGUUACGUUUCUUUUCUUCUGACAUUUGCAGGUCAAUCUAUGCUGUGUUUGGAGCUGAAAUUAACCUGAAAGGAAUCCCUGUCUAUAGAUUUGUUCUUCCAUCCAUGGCCUUUGCAUCUCCACUUCAAAAUCCAGAUAACCAUUGUUUCUGCACAGAAACCGUUAUCUCCAAUAAUUGUACAUCAUAUGGUGUAUUAGACAUUGGCAGAUGCAAAGAAGGAAAACCUGUGUAUAUUUCACUUCCUCAUUUUCUACAUGCAAGUCCUGAUAUUGCAGAACCCAUUGAAGGCUUAACUCCAAAUGAAGACGAACAUAGCACAUACUUAGAUGUUGAACCUAUAACUGGAUUCACUUUACGAUUUGCAAAACGGCUGCAAAUCAACAUAUUGGUCAAACCAGCAAAGAAAAUUGAGGCAUUAAAGGGUCUUAAGCGGAACUAUAUUGUGCCUAUUCUUUGGCUUAAUGAGACUGGUACCAUUGGUGAUGAGAAGGCAGAAAUGUUUAGAAAAAGAGUGACUGGAAAAAUCAACCUUCUUGGCCUGGUAGAAAUUACCUUACUCAGUGUUGGCGUGGUGAUGUUUGUUGCUUUUAUGAUUUCAUACUGUGCGUGCAGAUCAAAGAAAGUAAAAUAAGCAGUAAAUGAGUUUCGACCUUUAUGUACCAGCUACAUCAGGACCAUUGUUACUAUUGACCUACAAAAUGAAGAUUAAAUAUGCUUUAUUUUUACAAAACACACCUUCUAGUUGAAGAAAUGGUGGCAUUAUUUUUGCACGAAGCAGCAGCAUAUUUCUAACUGAUUUUAAGAUAUUAAAAAAUUAUACUUUGAACACAAAACCGGAGCCUUUUAAAAUUCUUCAUGUUCACAAAUUGAUUUCAGUUUCUAUGGACCUGGCUCAAGCAUGAACCAAUUGUUUUUAUUUGGUACUGAUUCACCAACUGGUUCCCUGGUGGCAAAUUCAGCACAGUGCACAUUCUCAACAAAUGUUGGACCCUGAACGCUUGUCUUCUUUAUCAAGGGAAAACAUCAGCGUCCCUAUUCGUUGCAAUGGACUGACGCCAGGACUGUCAGUACAUCACAUUUCAUAAGCGCCACCAAUUGUGAAAGACAUUUAAGAAUGGAAAGUAAAUAAUUGGCCUUAAGAGCCAUUCAUUAUAUAUUACUUAAGUUUCUUUCUCUUUGGAAUCCUUUGUACAGCUACAGCAGGCAUUGUAACCAUUUUCUUACUUUAUAGCAAAUGGGCUUAUAUUUUAUCACUAAUUAUGCAAAUGGACAUUAUUUUUAGCACAUUUUGGCUCUUCAUGGUUAAGAACUUUGUCAUCUUCCACAUCCUGAAGCUCUUCUAGCAAUACGGGGAGAUUGUGAUCUUUCUGCUCAGUUACAUGCAACUUAUGCUUGGCAACUUCACAAUCCUGUGCUAGCAUUAAGAGAUGUAAAUGACUAUAAAGGAAUUAUCAUAUGAAAGAUUAUCAAGGAUUGAAUUGUGUUAAUAGUUAUUUGUUGUAAUAGUUCUUAUUUCCCUUGUCACCUCGGAAAGACUGGUCUCAAACAUUAAAAUAUGUUCUUCCUUAAA